Molecule: messenger RNA, 201 nt
Organism: Blumeria graminis f. sp. triticale
Lineage: Eukaryota; Fungi; Ascomycota; Leotiomycetes; Helotiales; Erysiphaceae
Source: the annotation of a GenBank genome assembly
AUGAUAAAAUCUGUCAAUUCCCGCCGAGAGCUCGGGAUGAGUUGUCGGGUUUCCACCACAAUUAUCAGUCCCUCUUCAAAAUUUGUUGAAGUCAUUACUGACUACCUCUUGGCGCUUAUCGUGCCUCACAUAUAUUUUUCUGGGUUCAAGACCGGAAAGUCUAGGCCCCCCGGAAUCAUCGUAUCUUUCGAGACAGGUUGA